Molecule: messenger RNA, 1776 nt
Organism: Alternaria atra
Lineage: Eukaryota; Fungi; Ascomycota; Dothideomycetes; Pleosporales; Pleosporaceae
Exons: 4
Coding region: 1-1776 (591 amino acids)
Biological process (GO): carbohydrate metabolic process; N-glycan processing
Cellular component (GO): Golgi membrane; endoplasmic reticulum
Molecular function (GO): mannosyl-oligosaccharide 1,2-alpha-mannosidase activity; calcium ion binding
Source: RefSeq, a predicted model, not a curated record
AUGAGCCCCAUUACUCGACGUAUUGCUGUGCUAUUCAUAUUCGCAACCUUCGUUAUCCUCGCUUUUCGACAACUCGGCGCCCGAAACGAGCUCCCCUCGCCGACCUUCACUUCAUCGAAUCGAAUCGAACAUGCUGUAGCAUGGAAGAGCAUUCCGGUGCGACAUCCGGUUUCUUCACUGGCUGCUUUUCCUACAGGCACGCCGGCUGCCAUCCCAAGAAUUCAACAUGAGUUUGGAAUCGAGACCGAGCACAACAAGGCGGAGAGGUUGCACAGGCAAGCAGCUGUAAAGAAGGCAUUCCUACACAGUUGGGAAGGAUACAAAACCUACGCAUGGCUACAAGACGAAGUGACUCCGGUAACAGGAGGCUUCAAGAAUGGCUUUGGACAGCGUGGAGCAACGUUAGUAGACGCGCUCGACACGUUGGCCAUCAUGGGAUUAGAAGACGAGUUUGUUAAGGCUGUACAUGCUGUCAAGAAAAUCGAUUUCACCACUGCAGGUGUUGCGCGCCUAAACGUCUUCGAAACUACUAUUCGCUAUCUUGGUGGUCUUCUGGGCGCAUACGACUUAAGCAAAGCGAAACACCACACACUACUACACAAGGCGACCGAAUUGGGAGACAUGCUGUAUGCUGCAUUUGAUACACCGAACAGGAUGCCAAUCACACGGUGGGACUGGGAGAAUGCUGCUUUGAACGGCCACCAAGAAGCUGAUGCACAAGCACUUAGCGCAGAGAUAGGAUCUUUGACGCUCGAAUUCACCCGCCUUUCCCAACUCACCGGUGACCUGAAAUACUACGACGCGAUAGCGAGAAUCACCGAUGUACUUGAAAAGCAUCAAAACCGAACCAAGAUACCUGGCUUGUUCCCGGUACUCGUCAGUCCAGGCCCGGAAGUAUUCAACGUCGACGGGACAUUCACGAUGGGUGGGAUGACGGAUUCGCUAUAUGAAUAUUUGCCGAAGCAGCAUCUGCUUCUUGGAGGAAUGACGGAGCAAUAUCGGAAGCUAUAUGAAAGCGCCAUCGAGCCAGCAAAGAAACAUUUGUUCUUCCGGCCCAGAAUCCCGCAGGGUCAAGAUAUCCUCAUCUCCGGCGAUGCCCGCAUGAGUUCUUUUGGUUCUGUCAAGCUCGAACCGAACGGUCAACAUCUUGCUUGCUUCGCAGGUGGCAUGGUUGCUCUAGGUGCUAAAAUCUUCAACCGAACUGAUGAGCUAGACGUAGCUCGUAAGCUGGUAGACGGUUGCACUUGGGCUUAUGAAGCGAUGCCCACUGGCAUCAUGCCAGAGACCUUCCGGAUGAUGCCGUGCUAUGGCGAAGAAGACUGCGCAUGGGACGUGGAAAAAUGGCACGCUUCUGUCAAGUACUCAUAUUCUAGUAACAUCCAUGCUGAGCAUUAUGACGUCCAAGAUGUCAUUAAGGAAAUAGGACUCCAGCCUGGUUUCUCUAAGAUUGCAGAUCCACGAUUCCUGCUACGUCCGGAAGCCAUCGAAUCCGUUUUCAUCCUCUAUCGUAUUACCGGUGACACCACUCUCCAAGACACUGCCUGGCGCAUGUUCGAGUCCAUCAACAAUGCUACCAUGGCCGAGUUCGCCCACUCUGCUAUCGCGGAUGUAACAAUACCAAAAGACCAAGAGACACUCAAGCUGGAUGAAUGUGAAAGCUUUUGGAUGGCGGAGACACUGAAGUACUUCUACUUGAUUUUCAGUGAGCCAGAUCUUGUGAGCUUGGAUAAAUAUGUUUUCAAUACUGAAGCACAUCCACUGCGUCGGCCGCAUUAG